Molecule: messenger RNA, 1845 nt
Organism: Pleurotus ostreatus (oyster mushroom)
Lineage: Eukaryota; Fungi; Basidiomycota; Agaricomycetes; Agaricales; Pleurotaceae
Exons: 9
Coding region: 1-1845 (614 amino acids)
Biological process (GO): regulation of DNA-templated transcription
Cellular component (GO): nucleus
Molecular function (GO): DNA-binding transcription factor activity, RNA polymerase II-specific; zinc ion binding
Source: RefSeq, a predicted model, not a curated record
AUGACCUCGGAUUCAAAUCACGGCAGUCCCUCUUCGUCUUCAAGUACAAGGCCAGCAGCCAAACCUUUGAAGAGAGGUAGAGCGUGCAUCUCUUGCAGAUUCCUCAAAAUUAAAUGCGACGGAGCAAAACCAAUAUGUGGACCAUGCAUGCGACAUCCGAAGGACGAUGGAUGCGAGUAUUCAGAUGCGCAGGGGAGGUCACGGACAAAGGUUCUCGAGGAGACGAUACAGAGCUUGCAAGCUCGUCUAGAUGAACUGCAGAACCCCCACGACUCCACUCCAUCAGUGACGCUGCACGACCCAUAUCGCCCCUACAAUGAAAGCCGACUUGGGGCCUCUCAGUCGUUCGCUGAAUCAUCCCGUGCUGCGGAAGCUCCCAUGGAGGCUUCUUCCUUGCUUUCACCAUUGUCUACAUUCGAUUCUCCGCUUGCAUCGCAAGGUUCCCCCAACACUGCGCCGUACCUGAUUCCAACGGCCUCGAGCCCUAUUUCUGGCUCGAGUGGCAGAUCAUCGAGUGUCUCGUCUCCUUACCAAAACGCUACAACGUUCUUGGGGCAUGAGGAACCUCCACUGCCCGUAAUCCAGACUUUGCUCGACUCAUUCCUUCCCCAUGUCACGGAAUUGGGAUUCUUCCUCCACCCAACUCGCUUCCGAGCUGAUGCCCUUCGACCCCUUCGUUUUGGCCAGACACCGCGACCCACCAUGGGACUACUAAGCACAGUCUAUCUUUGGGGUGCUCAAUUUUCCCAGCAAGAUCCUUUGAUCUCGUACGAAGAAAUCUUCUUGUCGCGGGCCCUUCAGAACACUGCUACGGAUCUUACACGCGAUCACCCACAUCGUGUGCUUCACACUAUUCAAGCAGAAGUUCUUCUAGCGUAUUACUUCUGGCGGAAUGGAAAGAUUCUCGAGGCUAAGACCCAUGCUGGUGGCGCCGUCUCAUUAGCUAUUGGCUGUGGUCUACACCGGUGGCGAUCAGCCAGACCCCCACCCAUGCCUGGCAUUGGAGUCGUGGUGGAGAACACAAGUAACGUGAUGUCUCCACGAGAUAGUGUGGAGGAAGGCGAGAUCAUCAAUGGCUUCUGGGCUGUGUGGACGCUCCACAAGUCUCUCUCGGCGGCUGUUGAUCCGGCUGGUGCUCUCUGCGGUGCCUUAGACGCGCCCGGAAUACUGGUGGACACACCCUGGCCUUUGGACAUGGAAGGAUACCGAGAUGGUCUUCUGACCCAGGAUUUACGUGGAAGCUCAACGAUCCGCAAUUUUCUCUCAGGCGCAGAAUAUCCCAUUCAAGGCAAGAUGUCCAACGCCGAGAUGAUCGCAAAAGCUGUUACACUCUUUCAUCGUGCCUCCUUCCUGUCUGGCCAGGCCUCUGCAGAUAUGCCAACUCGCGACGCCCAGAUCUUUCAUUCAGCAUUCCAAUCGCUUGAUUCGCUCGUCAGCUCAUUCCACGCUAGUCUCCCGUCACUUGACUCCUAUGGGAGCGAAAGUCGCCCUCGCCAGGUGACGCUGGCUCAUGCCGUCACCAACGCUGCCAUCAUCAAACUCCACAAUGUAUUUGCAUACGCGAACGCAAACUCCAACGACCUUUGCAUGAACGCAGCUCGCUCCAUCGUCGAUAACGCACAGCAAGACCUCGGUUUCGUAAACCCUCUGAUGGGCUCAUUAUGGGUCACAGCAUGUCAAGUCUUUAUCAACGAGAUUUCUAAACGACGCGCAAUACACGGCGUCGUCGAAGGCGAGGAGAGCAUAUGGUCGGGGCUUAGAGCGGGGCUAUCAGCAAUGAAACCCUACUCGGCCGCCAGCCAGCUCAUGCGUGCGUCCUUUGGGUACAUCCAUCGGCUUGUCUAA